AAAUUUGAAAAUUAGUUUCAUUUAAGUAGACUCCACCGAACAAACGGCAACCGCCGGUCCACAUCCACUUCCAGUGGACUUGCUUUCACUGUAUAAUAUCCCAUUUUUAUCCUAGGAAUAUUUCUCACAUUAUAUUUUUUUUUCUUCUAUAAAUAUUACCCCUCAGUCACCUCUUCACACCUCUUCCAUUUCCCGGCUUCCAGCUGAACUUGCUUUCAAACUCUCACCCAUUUUUUUUCCCUUUCAUUUUCCUUUUCUUUUACUAAUUUCUCUUUUUGUAGUUUUUUCAUUUUCUGUGAGAAAAUGGCGUUGCUGCCAGAUCUGGGUGCAGAGAUCGUGAUUCCGGUGUGCGCCGUUAUCGGCAUCGUCUUCUCGCUCGUGCAGUGGUUCCUCGUGUCCAAGGUCAAGCUCUCGCCGGAGGCGGGCGGCGGCGCGUCGGCUGCAAAGAACGGGAAGAAUGGGUACGGCGACUACCUGAUAGAGGAAGAGGACGGCAUCAGCGACCAGAACGUCGUCGUUAAGUGUGCCGAAAUACAGAACGCCAUUUCCGAGGGUGCAACAUCCUUCUUGUUCACCGAGUACCAAUAUGUGGGGAUUUUCAUGGUUGCUUUCGCAGUCCUCAUCUUCCUAUUCCUGGGCUCAGUUGAGGGUUUCAGCACAAAGAGCCAGCCAUGCACAUACGACAAGGAGAAGCUGUGCAAGCCUGCCCUUGCAACAGCAGUCUUCAGCACCGUAUCCUUCUUGCUCGGAGCUGUGACUUCCGUCGUCUCCGGUUUUCUUGGGAUGAAAAUCGCGACAUAUGCUAAUGCGAGGACAACAUUGGAAGCCAGAAAAGGCGUCGGGAAAGCUUUUAUUACGGCAUUUAGAUCGGGUGCAGUCAUGGGGUUUCUCCUUGCAGCAAAUGGCCUGUUGGUCCUUUACAUUGCCAUUAAUUUGUUCAAGCUCUACUAUGGUAAUGACUGGGAAGGGCUGUUCGAGGCGAUUACUGGUUACGGUCUUGGUGGGUCCUCUAUGGCCUUGUUCGGGAGGGUUGGUGGCGGCAUUUACACCAAGGCGGCUGAUGUUGGCGCCGAUCUUGUUGGGAAGGUCGAAAGGAACAUUCCGGAAGAUGACCCCAGGAAUCCCGCUGUGAUUGCUGACAAUGUUGGUGACAAUGUCGGGGAUAUUGCUGGUAUGGGAUCCGAUCUGUUUGGUUCGUAUGCUGAGUCAUCGUGUGCGGCUCUUGUUGUGGCCUCCAUUUCUUCUUUCGGGUUGACUCAUGACUUCACGGCAAUGUGUUAUCCGUUGCUCAUUAGCUCCAUGGGAAUUCUGGUCUGCUUGAUCACCACUCUUUUUGCAACCGACUUUUUUGAGAUCAAGGCUGUCAAGGAAAUCGAACCAGCACUGAAGAAGCAGCUCAUUAUUUCCACUGUUCUUAUGACAGUGGGAAUCGCAAUUGUCACGUGGACUUGCCUGCCGUCAUCUUUUACGAUUUUCAAUUUCGGUACUCAAAAAGUUGUCAAGAACUGGCAACUAUUUCUCUGUGUUUGUGUUGGACUCUGGGCUGGACUCAUCAUAGGAUUUGUGACUGAAUAUUACACCAGCAAUGCUUACAGCCCUGUGCAAGAUGUUGCUGACUCCUGCAGAACUGGUGCUGCCACCAAUGUUAUAUUUGGCCUCGCCUUGGGAUACAAAUCUGUGAUAAUUCCCAUUUUUGCCAUUGCAAUUAGCAUUUUUGUCAGCUUCUCCUUUGCUGCCAUGUACGGUAUUGCAGUGGCUGCCCUGGGAAUGCUGAGCACUAUUGCCACUGGUUUGGCGAUUGAUGCUUAUGGCCCAAUCAGUGACAACGCCGGAGGUAUUGCCGAGAUGGCCGGUAUGAGUCACAGGAUUCGUGAGAGAACUGAUGCCCUUGAUGCUGCUGGCAAUACCACCGCUGCUAUUGGAAAGGGUUUUGCCAUUGGAUCUGCCGCUCUCGUCUCGUUGGCCCUAUUUGGCGCCUUUGUCAGCCGUGCGGAAAUCUCGACUGUCGAUGUUCUGACCCCUAAAGUCUUCAUCGGUUUAAUCGUCGGCGCUAUGCUUCCGUACUGGUUCUCGGCCAUGACCAUGAAGAGUGUGGGUAGUGCCGCCCUAAAAAUGGUGGAGGAAGUCCGCAGGCAGUUCAACACAAUCCCGGGCCUCAUGGAGGGUCAUGCCAAGCCCGAUUAUGCUACCUGUGUGAAGAUCUCGACCGAUGCUUCCAUUAAGGAGAUGAUCCCGCCUGGCGCCCUUGUCAUGCUGACUCCCCUGAUUGUCGGGACGUUUUUUGGCGUCGAGACUCUGUCCGGUGUUCUUGCCGGGUCCCUUGUUUCCGGUGUGCAGAUUGCAAUUUCUGCAUCAAACACUGGUGGUGCCUGGGACAAUGCAAAGAAAUAUAUUGAGGCUGGUGCUUCUGAGCAUGCAAGAACCCUUGGUCCAAAGGGGUCAGAACCACACAAAGCAGCCGUGAUAGGCGACACAAUUGGGGACCCACUUAAGGACACUUCAGGCCCGUCUCUGAACAUCCUCAUCAAGCUCAUGGCAGUUGAGUCCCUCGUCUUUGCACCUUUCUUCGCCACUCACGGUGGCCUGCUGUUCAAGAUCUUCUGAGGGGUGGUUAAAGUAAGAAAAAGGACCAUAUAAUAAAUGGAUGUUUUUGGGCAAAAUGGAAAUAAGGUCUCGACUCCCUUUCUGCUCUGUCGUCUCUAUCCUCAAAUGUCUCUCAAAGUUGUGGUCGAAGUUACUCUUAAGUUAGUGGCGAUUUUAUAUUUUUGAUGAGCUGAUGAUUAUAACCAUAUGUGAUAAUGGUGCUGCUGCCGGUGAAGGAUGAAAGGUGAAAAUCUGUCAUCCUCUCGUCGUUGGUAGUGUCGGAUCAAAUUGUACGCUUUUUUUUUUUUUUUUUU
Messenger RNA from Striga asiatica, 2897 nucleotides. The record is from the annotation of a GenBank genome assembly. Lineage: Eukaryota; Viridiplantae; Streptophyta; Magnoliopsida; Lamiales; Orobanchaceae.